AUGAGUUCAGAUUCAACAGGAAUCAUAACGAAUACCAGUCGUCAGAGCACAAAGCUAACUGCAUAUCAAUACCAAGUAUUGCGCAUGUCUUGGAAAGCACUACGACCUAGCAUUAAAACGCUGAUGCGAAGAAUUCUCACUGACCUCGAAAAUGAAGUUCCAGGAGUAAAACAAAUUUUUCACAAAACAGCAGUAUUAGAUGCUUUUCAUCGCGAAGACAUAUCAGAAAAUCUUGGAGGAACCUUUGAAGAACACAUAAAAAUAAUGGUUGGGUUUUUUGAUGAUAUCAUUGAGAAUAUGCAAAAUGAAGAAAGCGUAUCAAAACGAAUAAAAGAAAUCGGUCAGAUUCAUGUAUUACUUACUCACAGUUUGUUCAGUGCAGAUAUCUGGGAGAAAUUAGGUGAAAUCACUAUGCAAUAUUUUAGCAGCCAAGAUGCUGUACAGAAAACAAGAGAAGCUGGAAAAGCAUGGCGUACACUAAUUGCUUGGAUUACGGAUGAUUUACGAUGUGGUUUUGAGAACAAAGCUCGAAUUUAUCAUAGUCUCAUUAAAGAUUAA
Messenger RNA from Thelazia callipaeda (thelaziosis nematode), 558 nucleotides. The record is from the annotation of a GenBank genome assembly. NCBI's taxonomy places the organism in Eukaryota, Metazoa, Nematoda, Chromadorea, Rhabditida, Thelaziidae.